Molecule: messenger RNA, 540 nt
Organism: Helobdella robusta
Lineage: Eukaryota; Metazoa; Annelida; Clitellata; Rhynchobdellida; Glossiphoniidae
Exons: 6
Coding region: 1-540 (179 amino acids)
Source: RefSeq, a predicted model, not a curated record
AUGAAGGUUGCAGAUAUGCUGCUGCUGAUGAUGGUGGUGAUGAUGAUGGUGGUUGUGAUGAUGAUGGUGCGACGUGUGAAGUUAAUGACAUGGAAAAUUGUAGAAAAGCAGGUCAACAGGUUUCCGCCGGAAGUCGGCCAUUGUUGUUGCAGCCACAAUCACGUGAUACUUUGCUGCCCUUACAAACAAACCUGGUACUAUUUCCGCUGCAAUGAUGUCACCGAUGUAGUUGGCUUCCUCCCCAGCCACCCACGCCACGGCAGCUACAACUACAUGGACCCACACAGCGACAGCAACUACAUUAGCCACAGACAUCAGCACAUCGUCACAGCAUCAGUCAUCAUCAUCGUCGUCGUCGUCCUCAUCGUCAUCGCGGCUAUUAUCACCAAACGACGAAUACAAAGUGGUCAGUGGUGUCAUGGCGUGGCUGGCCACAACGAUUGCAGUGGCCGCGGUAGCGGUUAUGAUGACGAUGUUGGGGCUUUCGUGUCACGUGAUGCUACCCCGAACAAAAUGGCGGAAGAGGGUGAGGAUAAAUAA